This is a messenger RNA of Arachis stenosperma, 705 nucleotides long. RefSeq names its product protein FAR1-RELATED SEQUENCE 2-like. The transcript is spliced from 2 exons. Bases 1 to 705 code for a protein of 234 amino acids. Gene Ontology annotation, biological process: regulation of DNA-templated transcription. NCBI's taxonomy places the organism in Eukaryota, Viridiplantae, Streptophyta, Magnoliopsida, Fabales, Fabaceae. The record is from RefSeq and is a predicted model, not a curated record.
AUGGGAUGCAGAGCAAGAAUAUAUGUGAAGUUUGAUAGAGAGAAGGAAGAUUGGGUGUUGUUGAAGGUAGAAUUGAAGCAUUCGCAUCCAUGUUCUCCUAAAAAGAUGAUGAACUACCAUGAGUAUAGAGAGUUGACCAUGCAUACUAAAUACGUGAUUGAGGAUAACGAUGAGGUUGACAUACGACCCAAUAAGACAUAUUUAGCACUAGCUAAUGAGGUUGGUGGAUCAUCGAACCUGGGUUUCUUAGAAAAGAAAGUGAGGAAUUACAUUACAUCCAAACUCCGGCAUGGAUUAUCGUUCGUAUCUUUUGUCGGUGUCGAUCACCAUGGAAAGUCUACUCUUCUUGGUUGUGCUCUACUAGGGAACGAGAACAUUCAUAAUUUUGAGUGGGUGUUCACGCAAUGGGUGAAAUGCAUGGGAAUUGUGCCACAGGGAAUUAUCACUCGCGACCAAUGCAAGGCCAUGUUUAGUACAAUUAAGAAGGUCCUACCCCAUACACGCCACCGAUGGUGCAUCUGGCACAUAUUGAAAAAGAUAUCGCAAAAGCUCAGAGGUUAUGCUCAGUUCAGAGAGUUGAAUGCUAAAUUGAGUGACAUUGUAUGGAAUUCUCGUUCGGUUGAGUCAUUCGAGGAUGAUUGGACUGAAUUCAUAGAUAAGUACAACCUAGAUCACAACACAUGGCUAUCAGGUUCGUUACUUUAA